CAGAACAUUGCGGUUCGACCAAUUGAAAAUCAGUAAAAAGGAGUUAAUUUUGAUUUAUUUUUGUUACUUUGUUUUGUUGUUUAAUCAUGGUAGCUAAUCUUGUUCACGUGCGUGCGUCGAGAAUGAGUACAAAAAGCAACAAAACAUAAAUCACCACCAAUUCAUUAUUUCAAUUCUUGUUCUUUUAAUUACGCAUUUGUUGCAAGUCAUUGCUUUGUUUUUAUCGUCAUUGCGUGCUUCGCGUGUAUCUAAACAUCGCAUUUAUUGCCACUCUCCGGCGAUGGCAGCUGUGUUGUGUAUCUUGCUUUUAGAUCUCAGCUGCCACUACGGCUAGCAAAAACAACAGUCGCAGUCGCGACGACAAUAGCGCUUCAAAGCAUCACCAAUAACUGCAACUACAACUGGUUGGAGUGGAGUUGAAGGUGGCAGCUGUUGCAUUCACCGGUGCGUUGUUCAACACAAACAGUCUGUUCGCACGCGUCGCGCUUGCAACAACGUUCUAAACGGGAAAUUUUAACGAACAAAAGAAAAAUGUUCGUCAAAAAGUUCGAAUUAAAUAAAAUGUGAAAUAAUUAACUAAUGUAGUUUUUGGAAAUAAAAAUUACGUAAAUAAAAUGGUUUUAUACCGAAACUUCCAAGAGGUCACAACAAUAAAACAACAAAACUAACUGCCGUGACAAUAAAAGUGAGACAACAAGCCAGCAACACUCGUACAACACAGCAACAAAGUGUUGCCAACAAUCGACUAAUUAACAUGCAACGUAUGUGAGCAACGUGCGCGAAUAUUCAAAACAAAAACAGAAACACAAACAGGGGAAAAAACAACGUUUAAAAAACGCAGAGCCUACAAGUGACGAGGAGUGUGCAUUGCAGAUCGUUAACAGCCGCUGGCGGAAAAUAGGAGUGAGUCAAUGUGAGAAGAAAAUAAAUACAACAACAAAUAAAAAUAGUCACUGGGAAGACUGCAGUUUUUGAUACGAUACGUACCAGCGAUAGGUGGUAAGCAACAGAAUGCACGGCGAUAAAACGUGAAUGCAUAAUGAACUGAACUUUGAAUGUGCAACGUGCAACGUGCGGCAAGCAAAACAACAAACGAUAAAAGAUUGACAAACAAAAAUAUCUUUUACAAAAUCAGCGGCGGCAACAAGGAAACAACAAUAAAUGCAACGAAAUUCAUUAGCAGCCUGAGCAGAGUCACAACAUUAACACCACACCAGCGAUUGCAUCAGGGCAAAAAAAUAAAAAUAAAAAUAAGUAAAUCCAAAUUGGCGAAACAACAAUAAAAAAUUUAACAAUUUAGCAAAAUAGAAAAGGCUUCAUUAUCAAUAUUGCGUUUAGCUGCAUGCUUUUGCCUCUUCCAGUCACACUGACAACCGUAGAUAGUAGUCGUUUAGCCGCCAGACGUUCGCACACCAUUGCUAAAACCCAGGGUGUCUCACAGCUACUCCUGCCUUGUCAACUUUCCGGCUGUGCCAAUCGAGAAAUUGCAGUGUUGGCAAAAAUAUUUUAUUUAUUUAUUGCGCAUUGUAGAUUUUGUUGGUGUUCAGCGUUGACGUUGUUGUCGUUGCUGUGUUAAUUUGUAGCUGAGUGGCUUCAUCUGUGGCCGUGGUGUUGUUAGUACUGCUGCCGGGUAUCCAUCGCUCCGUUGGUGCUAAUUAAGCUGCAGCGAAUUUUCGUUUAUGCGGCUGGUGAUAUUUUUUGCAGAUGUUGCUGAUUGCUGGCAAUUAAAGCGGCGGAAAAUUGAAAUAACAAGCCAAAUGAAAAAAAUGCAAAAUACAUAUAAGAAAAAAAAAGAAGUUUGAAAAAGUAGAAAUGCUAUGCCGGACUUAAGGAACAUUUUUGAAAGAGAAGUGUAGCUAUACAACAGUGGUGGCGAAUCUAGUACGUAUAGUCAUUCAAAGAUAAUAACACAAGUAAAACCGAAUAUAAAUAAUAGUCAUCGAAAAAUAAAAUUUUUAAAACGAAAAAUUAGCACCUAUUAAAAAUAAAAACAAAAAAAAUUAUUCUAGCCUACGGCUUUGAUGCGAUCAUUUUAAAAAUACACACCUAUGUAUAUCGCACUGUUAACAGCUCAUCUUAUUGUUUGGCGCAAUAGCUGAUACAAUAGCAGAGAGGCAGCACUAUAUGCAUGUAAACUUAUAGCAACACGUCGGCGGCAACAUCACCAGCAACAAGAGUCUCACGCAACAAGAAUCUCCGCAGCAUCGUCUUAUAGCAACAUUGUCUCAGCGCAAUUGAGACUACUGGUGCAACGACAGUAAAUCAAAAACAAAGUAAACAAAACAAAACAAAAAAAAAAGAAACAAACACAAAGGCGACCCAGCAACAGCAAGCAGACACAACAACAUGUCGGUGGUGAUGCGUAAUGUACCGCGUCUUUUUGGCGAAGAAAAUGGUCGUCUGCCACAAUUGUACGCCGGCAAUCCGGCUAUUGCAUCGGAAAAUGUGCGCAACUGCAAUUGCUGCCCCUACGGUUACCAUAUCGAUUUGGAUUUUGUGCGCUACUGCGAGUCGCUAGCCAAUGCCAGGCCAUCGGAGGAGGAGUUGCGGCGGCGCAGUCGGCGGCGCUCACGUAAAUCAAUGGAAUUCAUGCUGGGCCUGGACGAAAUGUUCGAGCAAUGGGAUGCCGCUGCACGGGUGCAGGCAGUGCCAGAGGUGCCGCACGAGAGUGACUCACCCGAUUCACCGCGCUUGCUGCCGCCGUCGCACAUAUCACCAGCGUCAGCGUCCCACUCCGCUUUUUGUACAUCUACUCCACGUCCACGCUCGUCAUCGGUGCCGCGCUACACCUACGGCCACAGUAGCAGCAGCAUGCCCCGUGCUGAAUCACCCUUCGGAACUGCCUCUUCUACCUGCUCAUCAGUGCGCGGCGCCGAAAGUGAUGCACCUUAUAUCAUGCUACGUCAGCGCCAGCAAGAGCAUCAAUCGCGUCGUGAUGCGCCCGAAACGCGCGCUUUUCUGCGUGAAGCGCUCGACGAGGUGUGCAGUGAUUUUGAGCGCACACUGGAGCGCACGUCGCUGCGGCGCAAGAAGGCCGUGAGCUGUAAUGAGCGUGAUGGCGGUUUCAGCGGGGGUGGCGGCGGGUUGAAUGGUCAAUUAUCCGGCUAUGGCAUGGCUAGCGAUCGUAACAACAAUCACCAGCCAAUGUAUGCAAUGAAAACGGAUUUACCACCGACGAAGUUGGGCAAUGCGAAUUGGAUGCGCGACGCUUUUGCGAGGAAUGGCUAUGGCUGUAAUGGCAAGCGUUUGCGCUAUGACUGGGAGCGGUCGGCAGAACAAUCGAUAGAUUCAUGCGUUGCUGGCAAUAAGUCACCGCAAACCACACGUUAUCUAGCCAAGGCCUCGGCCGCAUUACCUGUCCAUCAGAAGCAGUCACCUGCCGAGCAGCAGUAUGAGUCAUAUGUGCAGGCCACAGUGGCGGCGAAUGCCAAGUCGCCGGUAGAACAGCUGGUGCCACCACCACCGCCGCCACGUCGACAUGCGCCGUUACCGCGAAAGUUGUUGAGUCCCCAGAACGGCGAAGCCGAUCUGACAGACACAGAUGAUGUUGAUAGAAAGCCACUGCAGACGGAAAGCGCGGCACCGCCGUGUGAAGCCAUUGCCGCGUCCAAAUUCGCUCCACUUGGUGCAACGAAUGGCGCGGAGACAAGCGCUGCUACCGACGCGCAAACGCUGUUCAGCAUACGCCAGCAGAUGGCGCUGAGUUUAAAACGUAUGAAGGAUUUGGAGGAGCAGGUCAAAUCUAUACCAGAAUUACAGCAUGAACUGACGCAAUUACGCGAUGAAAAGCAACGUCUGCAACUAUCAUUGCAGCGCAAAGAAGAUGAAUUGCAGCGCGCACGUGAACCGGCGCGUCCUUCGGCCUCCCCUAGUCCAGCGGCAAGUUUGAAAAAUGGUUCACCGUCACAGUUCACACCGCAACGCAUUAGCCCCGUCUCGUUGGAAAGUUUGGGCUCUCGCCUGCGCGCCAAUUCAACCAGCUCCGAGCGACAGCUGCGCACGCUUGCCACGCUUAAGCGCGAUGUGGGCACUAUGUGUGGCCUGCAUGCGACACGCGAUAUUGCUGUCGGUAGUCCAGUGCAUAUGGUUCGUAGUGUGGGUACAAGUCCUGCGCAGCAGUUACGUAGCAUCACCGAAACGCUUCACUCGCAAAGGGAAAUAGAAGAGCAUACACAAAUGGCGAUAACGCAUUACGAAGAACAACGAGCGCUGCAGCAGCUCAAAAAGAUGGCGCACGUUGGCACACAAAUGUCUGCGCCACGUUGUGUGGACAGCAUUACACAGACUGCAGCAGAGCCGAAGGUACUUAAGAGUUCGGUGAGCGUGAUGGCUAGCCCGCAAACGCGCGAGGCUUACGUCACAUGUCGUCCGGAAGUGCGUUCUGCAGCUUGCUCGGAGGAUAACAUAUUAGAUCCGCUAUGUGAAAAGUGUCGCAUUGUUAAGCGCAGUAUCGGCUGUAGCACUGAAGACCCCGGAUUCAUUAAAGUCAAAUCAGUUUCAUUAAAAUUACUCGAUUCACCUGGAUUUCUGCGCAGCAAAACCUUUUCGUUGGGCGAGCAUGAGCGGUUCGGCCGGAUAUCCAAGUCCACAGGCACCCAAUAUACGCCAGUGCCUGUACAUAAUAUCGGUAGCCAAACUGCCGUCACUUACGUGCAUGCCGUUGGUGUGCAAUGCGCACCCGAGCAGCGUCACGCUGGCAUACAGAGCGAGGUGGAGUGCGAGACGCGCCAAACGGAUACACGCGAUCUGAUACGCCUCAGCACAACGCAAACUAGCACUGAAGAAUAUGUCCCACCACCGGCGACUGUUGUUGUAGCAGAGCCACCUAAGAAAGAGGAAAAGCCCGCGCCAUCAAAACCAGUAACGCGCACAACUGCUAGCAACACAGACCCGCCGCUCACUGUUGAUUAUGGCAUAAAUACAUUACCGCCCGCGCCCAUACGCCACACUGCCGCCAAUACAGAGUCGGUGCGCAAACGUGACAUAGGUUGUGGUGACGUUGUCAAGCCACAUAUUUCCAUAGCCUGCGCUGAUAAUUACUGUGAUUCGUGCAAGGACGCGAUAAAGAAUUUGGCCAAAGACUUCUCGAAAGUGCUGUCUCCACAAUCACCACCAUCGCCACGGCCGCGUCCACCCGCACCGGUGCGGAGUGCAUCUAUGGACUCGCGCAUACCGCGUCGCACAAACAUACCACCCAGUCCCAGUCCGGUGCGGCGCACCUUCCAGCGGCAGAAUACCUACACAAUAACGACAACGCCAGAGAAGCAGGCAAAGAAGCCAGCUCAGAGUUCGCUGCACGAGAAGCCGCCAUCGAUCGCACAUUUCCUGCCACCGGAGUCCGCCAGUGAAACACAGAGCUUCAUCACUGAACCCACCGCCGGGUCUGUUGCUGUCGGCGCCAAGGUUGCAUCGCCCAUAGCAAAAGUUUCCAUCACUGCCCCAUCGUCGGCUGCAAGCUCACGUCGCGCCUCCGAUGCCAGUCAAAAACGCGCCGAGGUGUUAGACUCUAACAAAGAUGACGAGACGACGUCACUUAAACCCAGUCUCGAUGGAGUGAUUGUGCGAGAGGAGAAGCGCGUGAGUGUCAGUUGGUCACGUGAUGCAUCACCGGCACCACACAAAGAUGGCGCCUCACCUUAUCGCUCACUGGAGAGCUCCUUCAAUGACAAACUGAAGCAGUCAACGCUCGAAACAGCAUCAGCAGUAUUGGCUGAGGGAAGUGAAGAAAAGGAGGAUGUUGCAGCAGAAGUUGAUGUGUCAAAGGGUGCGCGUCGCAAGACAACAACACUGAGAUCUAGUCAAACCUCAAACAAACAAGAGGAACGAAUUGAAACGACAACAGCAGCGCAGGAGGUGAAAGUGGCGGAGUCGAAGCUGGAAAAGCGUGAAAUGCCGGAGCGGCCACCAUCCAAGGCGUUGCUGCAGAAGCUAGCAAUGGUAGAGGCGGAGCCACGACAAAAAUUUGUUCCGCCUGCUGAGAUGCUAAGCGCUCUGAAAACCAUCAAUAAUUCACUGUUGAAGAAAAUUGAUGCUAAGUCUUUAUCGGCGGCUAGUUUGAAAGCGUCCAAGUUGGUAAUACAGCAGGAAUGGUUUCGCGUUUCGAGCACCGAGAAGGCAAAUCCGCAUGAGGUAGAAGAUUACUUGGACUGCUUUGAGGAAAUGUCGGUGGCGCUGUUGGAGUACUGUGUCAAUAUGGUGGAUGCUAAUGGCAACUCAGCAAUGCACUAUGCGGUCUCGCAUGGCAAUUUUGACGUCGUAUCCAUUUUACUCGAUUCAAAGGUUUGCAAUGUAAAUCAAAUGAAUAACGCUGGAUACACUUGUGUGAUGCUCGUCUCAUUGGCAAAGCUGAAAAACUCUGCGCAUCGCACAGUCGUACAACGACUGUUCCAGAUGGCCGAUGUCAAUAUACGAGCCAAAAAGCACUGCCAAACCGCAUUGAUGCUGGCUGUUUCCCAUGGUAACAACGAGAUGGUAGAGCUGCUGUUGGCCGCUGGCGCUGACAUCAACAUACAGGACGAGGACGGCAGCACCGCGCUAAUGUGCGCGGCGGAACAUGGGCGCACCGAUAUUGUCAAGCAUUUGCUGUCACAGCCUGAUUGCGAUUCGCUCAUAGUGGAUGUGGAUGGCGCUACGGCUUUUAAGAUUGCCUGGCAGGCUGGACAUCGCGAUCUUGGUUUGCUAUUGUACGUGCACGAGCAGAUGCUGCGCAGCAAGCAGCCCAAUCGUGGUGAAGCAACGCGUGUUUCGCUAGAGUUGCCGCGACGCACGAAGCCUGCUAAGUGAGUGGGGAAGGCAGAACGAAGACAAAAAACGCGCAGAGGUGGGGCAGAUGGAUGCAUUUUUGCGAAAAAGAAAAUGGCGCAGUAUAUUUCCGUAGAAGAUAUUUUUAAUUAAUAAAAAAAUAUAAGUGAAUUAAAAUUCUGGAAAAAAAAAAAUGUAAACGAUGCCAGCCAAAAAAUUUUACGAACAAAGUAGACAGUUCUUUCUUAAAAUUAGUAUUUUUUGCCAAUAAAAUGGCAGCAAAUACAUACAUAAAUUAAAAAACAUCACUUAGCUUGACACUUAAGGUCAAGAGGAGUUAUGUAUGGUAGUAUGAUAAUACCAUUUAAGGUUAGGUUUUAGUUCUCGAAAAAAUGUGCGCGUACUUAGUAGAGCAGAUUUUGAAAAGACAGCAGCCAUAUCAGUUGUUAAUGCCAAUUUGGUUAACACACACACUGACAUUCCACAUCAGUUUUGACAGCGAAAUUUAUAAAAAAAAUUAAUAAUGUAAAAAUACGAAAACUGAAAAAAAUGACAUUUAAAAAUCUUGAACGUUAAAAAAAGCCCAAAUUUAAAGAAAACAUCAGAAAAAAAAUCAUGAAAAAAAAUUUUUUUUAAUAUUUGCAGUUUUCUAAUGAAAUUUUCGCAAAAAAAAAAAACACUUUUUAAUACAAAUGCACUCAUAAAUAUUUUUUUAAUAAUAAAGUUUGAUAUUAAACUCUUACAAUGAAAAACACAUAAAUGAAAAUCUAAAUUUUUCAAUUUGUUUCACAAAUUUUUAAAAUUUUCCAGAUUUCAGUUUUCGAAAAAUUUUAAUUUUGAGCACUUACACCGAGUUUUUAAUAUUAAUUCUAACUAGAGCAGCAGAACAAAUAAAAACUAAAAACGCUUAAACUAAAAUCUCAAAAUUAAGAAAGAAACAAAUAUUUAUACACUCAAAUUGCCAAACAUUAUGCGCAAGUGUAGUAUACAUACUAAAAAGCAUAUCAACACAUGUAUGGACAAUGAUCUGAAAAAUGUUUAAAAUAAAAUCAGAAUAAAAAUGAUUGACAAUUUAUAAUCUCACUUCAGUCAAUUUUUAAAAGCAAAACAGUUAAUUAGUAGAAAACACGAAAUUAGCAAUAGUAACGAAAGUAAGGCACACAUAUACAUAUAUACACAUACUACUCAAUGUAAUCUAAAACUAGUUGUAAUUACUUACUUGCAGUUUUUAAAAUAAACACAAUUUACUUAUAUAUUAAAUGUAGUAAGAAUACAUAUGCGCCCGUUAUUCUGCAUAUCAAGAACGAGGUUUUUAAAAUAAAAAAUAAAAAUAUU
Molecule: messenger RNA, 8076 nt
Organism: Anastrepha obliqua
Lineage: Eukaryota; Metazoa; Arthropoda; Insecta; Diptera; Tephritidae
Gene: Kank
Product: KN motif and ankyrin repeat domain-containing protein 1
Exons: 12
Coding region: 2347-6783 (1478 amino acids)
Biological process (GO): negative regulation of actin filament polymerization
Cellular component (GO): cytoskeleton; cytoplasm
Molecular function (GO): protein binding
Source: RefSeq, a predicted model, not a curated record